AACAGUUAAUUGGAGUGCAACCUUCUCAGUAAAAAUGCAACCUCAUUUUUUUCAUGACUAACUUUUCUGUAAAAAUUUGUUUUUCAAUGUAACGGAAUUAAUUCACUUCCCUUUUCAUUUAUUACUUUACAUAUAAUAAAUAAAUAAUGACAGUCGACUAGUUAGUUGACCCCGCAUCAAGAAUUUUGUGGUGUCAUGCUGAUCUCUUGUUGAUCAAUUAUUGGUUCUGUAAUCGUGUAUGUAACUAAAUUUCCUAAACACAAGGCAAUUGCAUUAUUGACCACUAUAAAAAGUGUGUCCGCGAUGAAAUCAGUCGCAUUACGGUUUCGAACUGUUUAACAUCCGAAUUUUUAAUACGGCUUCACAAUGAACAAAAUUUUGAUAUCUUUCGCAAUUUUUAUUGGACUUCUAGUCACGACGAGACCAGUUAUGGGUGGAAAUCUUAAAGAUUUAAAGGCUGAGAGCACGUUUGGCUUCGGGUAUGGUGGUCUAGGAAUCGAUGGCUAUGCAGGAGGAGGUGGUGGGGGUUAUUAUGGAAAUGGGUGGAACAAUAACUUUGGUGGUGGGUAUGGAUUCAGGGGCAAUGGGGGUUGGGGUGGUGGCUGGCCGUAUUAUGCGGGAUAUUAUGGCCGAGGGCUCUACAACGGAUUUGGGGGAGGAUAUUACGGUUAAUUAAGGUCUUGUUAAUUUCUUAACAGCUUCAUAUUUAUUAAAAGAGUCAAUUUUUAUAUUUUACGUUUAGUCCACACAAUUUAAAGUUUUAACUGAAUAAUAAAUAAAUAAAUUUUUAUCAUUAUAA
Molecule: messenger RNA, 799 nt
Organism: Folsomia candida
Lineage: Eukaryota; Metazoa; Arthropoda; Collembola; Entomobryomorpha; Isotomidae
Product: heterogeneous nuclear ribonucleoprotein A3
Exons: 3
Coding region: 367-672 (101 amino acids)
Source: RefSeq, a predicted model, not a curated record